CCCUUCUCGCAUGGAAGGAUUAAGGCAUGUGGAUUUGUACUAUGAAAGACGACAUUUCCCUCAGAAUUCCGCUUGACAGUUGUGUAAACCUUGUCAUAGAAUAGAAGUAGGCCAUCAAUGAUUGGUCAAAUUGUCAGGCAAAUCUCCAAUAUUCAGUUGGCACUCAAACAGCUGAGGUCCCGAUCAAUGGCUUGUCGCCGGAACAAAGGGACACCGAGGAGGCUCCGUUCUGGCAAAUCGAGCUUGUUAAGGUGGUACUCGCGAUCCAUGGCGAUGAGGAGAGGGAGCACCAAGACAACGAACGUUGUCCCUGUUAUCCACGCCGCCUUUCCCGUGCUCUUUGCCAGCUUCUUCGCCAUGAUCAGCCCUUGCUUCUUUACCAUGCUUCCAUCCACCCUAGCCAGCACUCCUGCCUCCUCCAUACUCGAUCGCUUCCUGCCUUCAGUUUCAGACCCCAUUAAAAUAAACAAGUCUAGGGACGGGUUCUAUGCUUGGGUUUUGGAUUUUGGCUGGAAGAUGACCUAUACAGUUGAAAUGUAGUCCUUCUGAUGGCUGGUGACUUUAAC
Populus euphratica (Euphrates poplar) is the source of this 566-nucleotide messenger RNA. RefSeq lists its product as uncharacterized. The record is from RefSeq and is a predicted model, not a curated record. Lineage: Eukaryota; Viridiplantae; Streptophyta; Magnoliopsida; Malpighiales; Salicaceae. The transcript has 2 exons. The coding region runs from base 118 to 540 and encodes 140 amino acids.